CCGACGCGAGUAGACGCGACUUUCCGGGAGUUUCGAUGGACUAUUAUUAUUUUCGGGUGGUUCAUUGGUUUUGUGCCUUUGUUUGGUGCUGGAAUGCGCUAAUCUGACCUGAUUGGUCAAUACUGUUUCGGGAAAAAAGAAAGCCUAAGAGGCAGUGCUGCGUGUAGUGAGAACAGAAGUUCUGAAGCGGUUUCAACGAAGACAGAAUCUGUGAAAAACAUACCAACAUUGAUCGUAGUUGCUGAUUGGGUGCUGAAGAGAUAGAGAGCAGUUGUUUGAAGGUGUCCGAAUAACAAUAUAAAGUGUCGCAAUGCAGUGGAUAAAAUUUCUCUGCGUUACCGCUCUGCUAUUGGCCCUUGCUUCGGCUAACUCAAACGUUUCCGAUGACUUCAGUGACACCCAAAGCAGCGACGUGGACUCUAAGCGGAUACGAAUAGAUCCGACGCUACGAAAAGCGUUACUCCGAGCAUUGCGGCAUCUGAAGGAACGCCAGGAGGAAGAAAGUGACCAGCUGAAUGACUCUAACACGACGGAGGAAAAUUUUGCAACGACAUUGUUGGAUGAAAUACUGGAGGAAAGUACAAACAGCGAUCGGGAGUCCAGCAUCAGAUACCACAGCUACGAGGCUGAUGCCAAUAGCGACAACGGAGGCAACGAAAUCAUAAAAACAAUUAUUAUCAGUAAGCCCAAAACUACCCUCCUUCCGCCGAAAGUAGAUCUCCUCCGAGAGAUAGCUCCGGAUCCUAUUAAGGAACGAGAAAAUGAUGUUGAUUCGAAUCAAGUCGCUCGUAGCGUGGCUUCCGGUUCCAGCAACAGCAACAAUCUGGAUGUGACCAAAGAUGAAAAGAGCUCAAUCGCAGUUGUAACUCCUGUGCCGAGUAUUGUUUCCACACAAGUUACACCUACAGUUACAAGUCCCACGACAAGUACUACGACCCCGAAGGCGCCAACUCACAAUGCCGAUGGUGAAAAUAUCGAAAAAGUCAAAAGCGAAGACGUAAAGAUCUACCAAGCUCCUCUAGUAGCCGCAUUCACGGUACAGCAAGAUCAACAGGGAGUUCCGCGAAAUGUGAUUCCUCUGCUGCAAGUACCUUCGAAAAAAGCCCCUGUCGAUUUUAAUGUCGCUACCUCAACGGCUCCGAUGAUAAUACCCAUUGGACAAUUUCAAGCAUCUUCAAAUCAAAAUCAAGCCCCACCAACGGCCUCAACCCAAUCUCUUGAAGAAAAAACUCGGUUACUGGAACAACAGUUACUUACUCUUCAAACACAGCAACGCAUCCAGGAACAACUUCUGAGAUCUAAAAUUAUUCAAGAACAACAGAUUAUCCUUCAACAGCAGCAACAACUACAACAGCAACGGUUCCGACUGGAGGAAGAAACUCGCAUUCGGCUGCAAAAGUUCGAGGAAGAGCAACGCCUUUUCCGGCAACAGCAGCAACAACUUCAACAUCAGCAGCUAAAACUACAACAGCAGCAGCCCUUGUUCAAACCAUUCCCUGUCCAGCAGCAACCAAAUAAUCAACAGAUCCAGCAACAACAACAGUUCCAACAACAACAACAUCAACAGCAACAAUUCCAGCAGCAACAACAUCAACAGUUCCAGCAACAACAGCAGCAGCAACAACAACAACAGUUCCAGCAGCAGCAACAACAACCGCAAUUCGUUCAAGAACUCCCACGCAACGGACCCGCAGUACAGUUCAUUCCAAGCAUCUCCUUACCAGGCAAAUCGAUCCCAAUUUCGGUGGAACAGCAGCUUCCGUUCAAGGAACCGGUUGAAUUCCAACCAGUCUCACUGAGAAACACUUUCGUCGAACAAGUCAAAUCCAUCAGUCCGCCAUCCCAGCAGUUCCCAAUCAUUCCACCGUCUCCUCCCCAGCUAUCGAAACAGCAAUUGCUACCCCUGAAACCCUUCCAGCCUUUUAACGUCAACCCCUUCCCUGUUCCACUAGCCAACCAGGCACAACUCCCACUGGAUCAGCAGCUUCCACAUCUACAGCGCAAUCGGGUCUUCCGACACGAGUCCGACACCGGCAACUUCGGAUUCAACUCCCAACCUCAACAACAACCGAAUGUCCCUUUCCGCCCCUCUCAACAGAUACCAAUCAUUCAGCUAAACGGUGGCUUCCAACCGCUGCGUAACGACAAUCAGUUACAAAAUCUGCUGGUCCAAUCCGGUAUCACCUCACGUUCGGCGGAAGAUUUCAACAUUAUCACCAAGGUUCUGGCACUGAAUCAUGGUAUUCCGCAGUCAUCCUCUCAGCUAAUGUUUGCUAAGCUUAGUCCGGAACAGCAGCAGCAGCUGUUGUUCAGGAAAAAGUGAACAUUCCUUUCUUCAUCCGAUUCUUCCCCUCUGUAUCCUAACAAAAACUCCUUCAACACGGUUUCAUAUAAUGAGAGACAGAAUGAGUGCCAAGAAGGUGUGUCUGCGCAAGGGUGAGUGAAAUGUAUGAGAGUCACUAGUUACCGCUAGUCUGCCAUAUUUAUUGAGUGUGAGUGAGAGCGAAAGUACACGAACAAAUUCUUUACCAGCACCACCUCACCCCCCAGCCAACUAGGUAUACUGCUCCCCCAUUUUCUGGCGGUCUGUAUCAGUGUCAAUUCUUCUUAUGUGUAAUAUUUGUAGAAGAGCGCAGUAAAUUAUUUUCUUUAGUAGGAUUAAUGAACGGUCAGUGUACGCUGCAGCAAAGCGUUCGAUUACAAAUUGUAUUUCUAUACUUUACAAAGAAUUUCUUACAAAACAAAAGCAACUAACAAAAACGAUACGAGUAGUCUGAUGAGAAUAAACUCAAUCAUCGUUACUUACACAUGUAACGAAGUGUACUAAUUUAUCAGAA
Topomyia yanbarensis is the source of this 2837-nucleotide messenger RNA. RefSeq names its product alpha-protein kinase 1-like. NCBI's taxonomy places the organism in Eukaryota, Metazoa, Arthropoda, Insecta, Diptera, Culicidae. The transcript has 2 exons. The coding region runs from base 311 to 2323 and encodes 670 amino acids. The record is from RefSeq and is a predicted model, not a curated record.